GCCCAGGCGUGGCGCGCGGGGCGAGGGCGCGCGGGGCGGGGCGCGCAGAGGGCCUGCGCGGGGAGGACGCGCCGGCGCGCGGCUGUCCCCGCCCGGAGCCGCAGACGCCCCCGCCUCCGCCCCAGUCACCCGGCUCGCGUCCACCGGCAGAAGGAGCAGCCCCGGGCGGCGGCGCGACGGUCCCCGCCAUGUCUGCGGCCAUGAGGGAGAGGUUCGACCGGUUCCUGCACGAGAAGAACUGCAUGACUGACGUCCUGGCCAAGCUCGAGGCCAAAACCGGCGUGAACCGGAGCUUCAUCGCGCUUGGUGUCAUCGGACUGGUGGCCCUGUACCUGGUCUUCGGUUAUGGAGCCUCUCUCCUCUGCAAUCUGAUAGGAUUUGGCUACCCGGCCUACGUCUCAAUUAAAGCCAUAGAGAGCCCCAACAAAGAAGAUGAUACCCAGUGGCUGACCUACUGGGUAGUGUAUGGUGUGUUCAGCAUUGCUGAAUUCUUCUCUGAUCUCUUCCUGUCAUGGUUCCCUUUCUACUACAUGCUGAAGUGUGGCUUCCUGCUGUGGUGCAUGGCCCCGAGCCCUUCUAACGGGGCAGAACUGCUCUACAGGCGCAUCAUCCGUCCCUUCUUCCUGAAGCAUGAGUCCCAGCUGGACAGUGUGGUUAAGGACCUGAAAGACAAAGCCAAAGAGACUGCAGAUGCCAUCACUAAAGAAGCCAAGAAAGCUACCGUGAACUUACUGGGUGAAGAAAAGAAGAGCACCUGAAUCACUGACUGGACGAAACCUUUCUGCCCUUUCUGUAUCUUCCAAUUAGAGCUUGAUGUUACAUUAGA
Microcebus murinus (gray mouse lemur) is the source of this 826-nucleotide messenger RNA. RefSeq names its product receptor accessory protein 5 (gene REEP5). The record is from RefSeq and is a predicted model, not a curated record. Lineage: Eukaryota; Metazoa; Chordata; Mammalia; Primates; Cheirogaleidae.